ACGUGGAAGAAGGCUGUUGAAGAGUACUUGAAUUAUCGAAUGAACAAAAUAUUCACAGCCAUCCAACGUUUUGGCUGAAUGUGCUUGAAUGCUUUUGGGAACGCCUUCAUGGAGUGAGAAAAAAAAUAAAGAAAGAAAAAAGACGCGUACAAGAGAAAACGGUCAACAAGACGCGUAUAGGAAUCAGUUAGAGUUAAGAGUCGUGUUAGUGAAGACUCAGAGAUAAAGAGGGAAUAUUAACGAAAGUUGAAAUAAAGAAGUUACACGAAAAGCUUUGGAUAAAAAACGAUUUGGCAAUAGUGACAAGUGGUAACAAUGACAACAACGCUACCUGACUCAGGCACGCGGUAGUUGUGUCAGUUGAUUCUACGUGGUGAGACGAGUUUACGAUAAGUAAUAGAACAAUUAUUUAGUUUAUCAAACAAAGGCUGCAUGAAAAAGUGAAAUAUUGCAUAUUUUGAGCACCAACGACUUUAAUAAGAUAAUAAUUUUAUUAAAUACAAAACAAAUGUGAUAUGGUAUAUUAUACAUAAAAAAUAUAAAAAUGGAUGAAUUACAUCAACACAUUCUUAGAAAGUUGCGGGAAGAUAUAAUUCAUGACAUGGAUGUGCAUAAUGGUAUUAUAAAACUAUUAAAGUCUGAAUACAUAUUAACAGAGCAGCAAAUAGCACAAAUUGAAAAUGGUGCAUCCAAGCAGCAACAAGCAGGAAUUUUAUUGGAUAUACUUCCAAGUUGUGGCCCAUACGCAUUUGAUGCUUUUCGACAAGCUUUGAGCCACCAUUAUGAAUGGUUGAGUGAAUAUAUGAAUAAACUUGAGGAUUGUGGGAAAUCAUUUUGCUACACAAAUCACACAGAUACACCCACUCUUCCUCCAAUUUCGCCAUUAAUUGUUGUGAGAGAGAAAAAGAUGAAACAGUUACAACAUUAUUUGGAACGAUUACAACCAAAUGAAUAUAUUGUACUACAUGGUAUAAAAGGUUUUGGUAAAUCAUCUUUGACAGCUAGUGCAUUAAAGGAUUAUAAAUGUAUAAAAAGUAUAUUUUAUAAUGAAGUAUAUUGGAUCAAAUUUGGAUAUGAACGUUCGGUCGAAGAAGAUAUAUUAAUUCAACUUAACAAACUUUAUCAUCUUGUUAAAAAUUUAGAGAUAUUGCCAGAAUCAUACAAACCAGAAUUUUUAAAAGACUCAUUGAUUCAUUUCUUGCAAAAUUACUUUAGUAAAGGAAAGCAUUGUGAUGCUCUGUUAAUUUUGGAUGAUGUUUGUCAUAAAAAAAUAAUUGAAACAUUUGAUUUUGAAUGUAAAACAUUAGUGAUUACAGCCGAUCUUGAUGUUGUGUGGGAAAAAAGACCAGUUGUCAUAGAAAUGAAUGAUGGAUUUACUGAGGCAGAAACUUUAGGUUUAUUCGCUAAAGUAUUAGAAACGGAAGUAGAAAAACUUCCUUUAGAAGCAAAACGAAUUCAUGAAGAAUGUAAAGGGAUGCCUUUGUUAAUAGCAAUGUUUUCUGCACAAUUUGAGGAAUUUAAACAUGAUAUGAAAUUGCAUUCAAAUAGAUGGAAAUAUUACUUGAAUUCAUUAAGGAAUAAGGAUGAAAAGAAUCAAGUAAUUAAAAGAUUCUGGGAAAAGCAAGAAGCCAUUUUUAAUAUGUGCAUAAAUCAGUUACCUUCUGAUAUGAAAAAACGUUAUGAAGAAUUAGUUAUUUUUAGAGAGGAUGUUAAUAUAACGCCAAAGACAAUAGAAAUUCUGUGGGAAGGAUGUCCAUUUCAAGUUGAAGAAAUGAUGCUUGAUUUAUGUCAUAAAUCACUUGCAGCAAAACAGUGGAAUAGUGAAUUACGUAGUUACGUUUACGGUGUUCAUGAUUUAUUACUUUGCCACCUUCGAAAAAAAUUUUCACAAGAUGAAUUAAUUCAAAUGCACAGAUCAUUGAUUGAAAAAUAUCGUAAAUAUUGUAAUGGUAACUUUUCGAAAUUACCAGCAGAUAAUUACAUUUAUUCAUAUAUUGGAUAUCAUUUGGAGCAAGCACAAUUGUAUGACGAAUUCCCGAAUAUAUAUUUAGAUUUUGAUUUCAUUCAGGAAGCGAUAAUUCAUAGUGGCUUAAAUAAUUUAUUGAUCGACUUAAACAAUUAUAGAAAAUAUAUUACCAAAAAUAAUGAUCAAGUAUAUGAAAUGCAUUUUGCAGACUUGGAAAAAUUUUUAGAAGAACAAUCAAGCAUUAUAGCAGAACAUAGACGUAAAAAGUGUUUGGAUAUAGUACAAAUUGCUAUGAAUCAUCCUUAUGAGGGAUAUGUUAAAGAUACUGCUAUUCAACUUGCAAAAAAAAGAUCUAAAUACCUGUAUAUAUUUCAUGACAAAAAAUUAAGGCAGAUGGAUAUGCCAUCGAGCGAAGAAAUGACAACAGAAGUCCACGCGUUAUGUUUUACACAUGACCCACAUCAAAUUUUAAUUGGAAACGGAACUGGUGAAAUAUUUUUAUGGGAUAGCUUUUACAAAAGACAAAGAGUUUUUACUGGACAUGACAAGAGUUGUUGUAUAAGAAAGAUUAUUAUAUCUAACGAAGGAGAUUGUUUUUUAUCGCUAGAUGAUCAUGGUAUAGUAAAGCUUUUCAAACUUUUUAUUGAUGAAAAUUAUGAAGAAAAAAAUAUUCCAUUAAGUCCAAGACAAAAGCAAUCCUUUUGGAGUGGAAUUUUCACAAGUAAAAUUCCACAUGAUGAUAGUUCAGUAAUGUUUUCUGUUCCUGAUGAAAUUAUACUGGACAUGACAUUUGCACAUGAUAGUAGUUCUGUUGCAGCUUGUACAAACAAAGGAACAAUAAGGAUUUGGGAUCGCUAUGGACAUAUAUUAUCAAAUCAUAGUCAUACUUCUCAAAUUGAUCUUAAAAAUAUAGUAUUUACAAUGGGAAGCAAUCUGCUGCACAUAAUGGAUGAAAAAAAUGGUGUUCUAGUAUCAUAUUGUAAAUGUGGCAAACAAUAUAAAUAUAUCACUCAAUACAAUCCAGACCUACAAGAAAGGAACAUUAUCUUCUUCCGCAGUGUGCCAGGACAAAAUAAUUCUUUAUUCAUUGUCACUGAAGAAAAAGCUGUAUAUGUAAAAUGGUUUAGAUCAAGUAAUAACCACAUGCAUAGUUAUAGUAAGCAAAUAAGAGCAAGCAUUGAAAAUAGAAAAACUAAUUAUGUUUGUGCCAGUUUAACUAAUGAUGGUCAGUACAUAGUUUUGGCUGAUUCUGGUGGUUUUAUAAAUAUAUGGAAUAUAGACGUUGGGGUUCAACCAAUAGCUACUUAUAAGAGUCGUGUCUCAUCCUUGGAUACAUAUUGGCUAAAAGAAGAAGGACAUCAUAUUAUUUGUGGCAGUGAAAACCGAUUACUGCAUAAAUGGGAACUUCCAGUGGAAGGAACUUGUAUUUUAAUAAAAAAACCUUUAUUUGAUGCAAAAGUACAGAAUUGCGAUGGUGUUUCAGACAUCAUUGUUACUGAAACGUUUUCAAAUACUAUUGUUGCAUUAGUCAAUGAUAAGAAAAUAGCAGAAACUGAACCAAUUAAUGGAAAAAUAAACAAUUUAAUUCUUCACGGAGAGAAAAUAAUUUAUGUCACUGAUAAUGGCACUGUCAACAUAUUUGAUUUAGAAAGCAAAAAAAAUAUAUGUGUGUUGAACUUCCCAUCUAAUGUGGAGUUAGUCAAAAUUUUAGACGUAAAAAGAGAUCACAGUAAUAAUAUACUCGUCUGUAGAGGAACAGAUAAUAACUUAAAAGUGUGGGAAAAUAUAAAACUAACAUAUUUAAUUGAAAAUGCAGGUUAUGUUAUUGCAAUUCAUAAGCUCGAUCAAGAGAGCGUAGCAACAGUAACGAAGAAUGGUAUAAUUACAAUUUGGAAUAUUAAUAGUACAAAUUGGUUACGAGUAGACAGAGUAACAGUGGGAAAUUCAGACAUAAUUAGUAGUUAUAGUUGUUUAAGUUACCACAGAAGCUUCCUAGCUGUAUUAAAUGAAAAUGGGGAUGUCGUUUUAUAUAAAUUACAAAAGAAUACAAUAUCACUGCCAGCAUAUAUCAAAAUAAUGGAAUAUUUUAGAAAAAGAUAUACCCAAAAAUUAUCGUGUUGUGAAAUUUCUCAAGAUGAAAAAUAUUUAGCUAUAGGUUUCGAAGACGGAGAUAUUUCUGUAAUUGAUAUAUCAAACUUGGAUGAAAUAAAUAAAUUGUGCUUUCAUAUGAGUUCCGUUACUCAAUUAUGUUGGGCCCCGUCUGCAAUUAAGGUUCCAAUUUUGCUCUCUGUCAGUUCAGAUGAGUUAGUUUGGUGGAACGUUACUUUACGUUUCUAUCCACAUAAACAGAAAUGGCCAUCAGUACGAAUGAACCGCAGCAUCAGUACUCCUUCCGUUAGUAUAGAAGAAAGUAUUUCUCCAUAUAUGACUCCUAGUCAAAGCAUAGACUCGUGUAUCCGCAAUAUACAAAAUCAAGUAGAAAGUGAGAUAGAUAAAGUAAUUAAGUUCUGGAAAUCCAAAGAGAGUAAAUAUCCCAAGAAGCCAACACUACUAGCUGUUGUUGAGUUACCUUCAAAUUUUUUCGCUAAAAUAUGCAUAUCUGCCGAUUUUACAAAAUUUGUCACAGUUGAUAUGUAUGGUUCUAUUAGUACUUUUACAUUAUGUGGGUAUGAUUAAUGAUAAUUUUUUUAAUUCAAUAUUUUUAUAAUAUUAAGUUUACCUAAAAAGAAUUUUUAAUUAAUCUCUUAAACUAUAUAUAAAUAUAAAAAUAUUACUUGCAUGCAAGUAAAAAUUCGAUAUAAGCUCAAUGCAUUGAGUUUUAUGAACGAGUGAUAUAACUUAUAUUGAAGUAAGGCAUAUUUACAGGAAAUAAGAAUUUGAACUGGUAAUUAUAAUUGCGAUUACGUUAAAUUUUUAUUACGGUAUACAAUUUAAUUGACUAAUGCAAAUAAGGAAACAUGUAUACUGUUUAACCAUGUUUCCUAAUAUCACCACUGCCAUUUGCAUUUAUCAGAAAAUUAUAAGAUCUCUUAUUUACAAUUAUACAAACAAUAAUUCCAAUAGUUUUGACUGCACUUUUUAUACUGAAUUUAUAGAAAAUACAAUUUUGUGGAUAGAUUUUUAAAAUAUCCAUAUACUUCGAGCCAUACACUGUAGACUCAAAUUGCUAUACAUAGUUUAUAAAUUUUAUUUUGCUUAUUCUUUGUACAAAUAGUCCUUUUUGUAUACUUUAGACAAUUAUACUCUAGUUUAAUUCGUAAAAUACACACAUAGCAUAAUUUAUACAUAAGUAUUAUUACAAUAUGAAAUAUAUU
This is a messenger RNA of Frieseomelitta varia, 5280 nucleotides long. Its product is annotated as apoptotic protease-activating factor 1-like. The transcript has 13 exons. Gene Ontology annotation, molecular function: protein binding; ADP binding. The coding region runs from base 545 to 4642 and encodes 1365 amino acids. Gene Ontology annotation, biological process: regulation of apoptotic process. NCBI's taxonomy places the organism in Eukaryota, Metazoa, Arthropoda, Insecta, Hymenoptera, Apidae. The record is from RefSeq and is a predicted model, not a curated record.